AUGAAUCCCACGGAUUUUGUACGCGUCAAUCCCCAAUUAUUCCAAUCCACAGACGACCCGGCCAGGGUGUCGGUAGCCGAGGUUCAAACCUGGAGGGACGAUUUGUUAAGACAUGCGCCCAUUCCACAGCCGCCCCCCGGCGACCCGAGCCUAGUCCAAAUAGCUACGGAAGAAUUCGUGCUAAUCCACGUCCACAAGGCGGUGCUCCCGGGUCUUCGGCGGCUGAACGGCAAGUUCCAUGACCCGGGGGGGGGGUGGGUGCGCAACGAGGCGCCCGUCGGCGGAACGUGGAAAGUAUGGGCGUUGACGUUGUUCGCCCUGUACGACGGCUCGGGGGCGGAUAUCUGGGCUACGUCGGGUAAUCUCAGAUGCUUCACCGGUCCCGACUAUAUCCAAGCGCACCUCGAGGCGUACGCGCAGCGCUGCAUCAACGAGUGCCACGAUGCGGACGAGUACCUCGGGGACUCGGCGCAGAACCACGUCGUCGGGCCCGUCAUCGCCAACGGGCCCGUCAUCGCCAACCGGCCCGUCAUCGCCAACCGGCCCGUCAUCGCCAACGGGCCCGUCAUCGCCAACGGGCCCGUCAUCGCCAACCGGCCCGUCAUCGCCAACCGGCCCGUCAUCGCCAACCGGCCGACCUAUUAUGCUACGCUCGUGUUCUCGCGCACCCUCCGGGAGAUUGAGUCCACGUUCAUCCUCUGGCGGACCCUAGGCACCUCGCACAGGCCGUUCUCCGGCGAGGCGUUCGCGAUCUGGGCAUACCUCGCGGUUGGCUUGGACACCAUCGUCCCCAGCUUAAACGAACUAAACCAGGGCUUCAGCCGUGCGAUCCUCAGGGCUUGCGGCACUUAUGGCCCACAGAUGGACCUGCGCGAAAACCUGUUUAGAGAACUUUGACAUCAGAGGACGACUGUGAAUACGAGGAGGAGUAAGGGAGAGGAGUAAUAGGGGGAAGGCGUGAAUUCAGGAACGAGAUAUUGGCGGGGGACGAAUGGGUACGUACGGGAUGACAUGCUUUUUUUUUUUUUGGGAGGGGGCAUAUUCUCGGACGCCCUUUCAAUCUCUUACACCUCGAAGCGGAAAAAAACCAAAAACAUCGUCUUUCAAGAGUCCAGUUUGAAUCCCAUUCCAUCCCUCAGGCCCCUCUCCUAAGUGAGUGAGGGCCCUGAAAAUGCUGGGCCCUGAGGCCAUUACGGAUGCGAAUUCGGAGCGGGCAAGAUGGUUAUUAUGCCGAGGUACUUGUGUUAUCAGCGAUACCUCCCCAAAAGUACUUAGCCAGGUAUGAAGUUGUUUCAUCAGCGAUGGAAAGUCGCCAGAAACCGGGCUUCACGCGGGCAUUAUUUGCUCCCCUCGUACGUGUCGUGCUUUCGCUCUUGUUUCCUCUCACCUCCGAUCGAGCUCCUCCGUAUGCGUGUGGAAAACGCGGUAUUAGCGCGGGCGUGUAGAGAUGUGUGGCCUUCGCUUGGUAGGUAGGUGUAGGUAUAGGUAGGCAACCUGGG
Molecule: messenger RNA, 1499 nt
Organism: Durotheca rogersii
Lineage: Eukaryota; Fungi; Ascomycota; Sordariomycetes; Xylariales; Xylariaceae
Exons: 4
Coding region: 1-897 (298 amino acids)
Source: RefSeq, a predicted model, not a curated record